AUGAUUUACGACCAGACCUCGCCUUCAACAGUCGAACCAGAGCGUCGUCAAUGGAGAUGGCUAAAUUUUGUUGCGUUUUGGAUCGCAGACUCUCUGAACGUGAACACAUGGAUGAUCUCGUCUUCCAUGAUUGUUGAUGGCCUGUCCUGGUGGCAGUCUUGGCUAUGUGUGUGGAUUGGUUAUAGCCUUGCAGCGAUAUUCGUUUGUUUACUCGGUCGAAUCGCCACUAUUUAUCGCAUCCCAUUCGCUGUCACAAACCGAGCCUCGUUUGGAAUAUGGGGUUCAUUCUGGCCCAUUCUGAAUAGGGCAGGAAUGGCUGUUAUAUGGUAUGGAGUUCAGACGUACCUUGGAGGUGAAUGUGUGACAUUGAUGAUUCAAGCCAUCUGGCCAAGUUACGCAAACCUACCCAAUACUUUACCCGCCAGCGCAGGCUUGACCACUAAACAAUUCGUCAGUUUCUUUCUGUUCUGGCUAGGAUCUCUCCCCGCUUUGUGGUUCCCAAUUUAUAAGAUUCGACACCUUUUCACCGUCAAGGCCUAUUUUUCCCCAGCAUGCGCCAUUGCCUUUUUCGGUUGGGCGAUUGCUCGCGCCCAUGGAUUGGGUCCCAUUAUGACCCAGUCUAAUACCGCCCAUGGGAGCGCAUUGGCAUGGGUAUUUGUCAAAAGUAUCAUGAAUUGCAUUGCGAAUUUUGCGGCCCUCGUGAUUAACAAUCCAGACUUUGCGCGUUAUGCAAGCAAGCCAAAGGAUGCCCUGUGGCCUCAACUCAUCACCAUUCCGGUUGGAUUUGCGGUCACAUCUUUUAUUGGGAUUGUUGUUUCCUCAUCGGCAACUGUUAUCUUCAAUCAAUCCGUCUGGAACCCUUUGACUCUCUUGGGGAUGUUUUUGGAAGAUGCAAACUCAGCAGAGAGGUUUGGCAUCUUCGUCAUUGCCAGUGGCUUUGCUUUAGCACAACUUGGCACGAAUAUUGCGGCAAAUUCGGUGUCUGCAGGUACAAAUUUGACAGCUUUGUUGCCACGAUUUUGUACAAUCCGGCGAGGAGGAUAUAUCUGUGCGGCCAUUGGCCUUGCUAUGUGUCCCUGGACACUCGUGGCCUCCUCUAACAAGUUCACCCUCUAUCUUUCGGCAUAUUCUGUGUUCCUAUCAGCAAUUGCGGGCGUCAUGACCAGCGACUAUUAUUUAGUUCGAAAAGGCUACCUCGACAUCGAGGAUAUAUACAGUGCCCGCAAGGACGGCGCCUACUAUGGGGUGCAUGGGGUCUCAUGGCACGGGUAUGCUGCAUAUUUCUGUGGCAUUCUGGUCAAUAUUGUGGGAUUCGCAGGUGCCGUGGGGGUCAGUGUACCCCAAGGUGCGAUAUACAUUUACAACAUCAAUUACUUUUCCGGAUUCAUCGUGUCCGGGGGAGUUUAUUGGCUCCUCGCUAAGAUGGUUCCUCUUCCUGCAACAAGCCAAACUUGGAACGAAGUGCCAUACGAGAGCCGGCUGGAUGACCGUGAGGAGAAAAAGGUGGAGGAAGCCUGA
Penicillium verhagenii is the source of this 1518-nucleotide messenger RNA. RefSeq names its product nucleobase cation symporter-1 family protein. The coding region runs from base 1 to 1518 and encodes 505 amino acids. The transcript has 6 exons. Gene Ontology annotation, cellular component: plasma membrane. Gene Ontology annotation, molecular function: nucleobase transmembrane transporter activity. Lineage: Eukaryota; Fungi; Ascomycota; Eurotiomycetes; Eurotiales; Aspergillaceae. The record is from RefSeq and is a predicted model, not a curated record. Gene Ontology annotation, biological process: nucleobase transport; transmembrane transport.